This is a messenger RNA of Blepharisma stoltei, 201 nucleotides long. NCBI's taxonomy places the organism in Eukaryota, Ciliophora, Heterotrichea, Heterotrichida, Blepharismidae. The record is from the annotation of a GenBank genome assembly.
AUGAUUUGUAUUGAAAAAUUUGGAGAUAUUUAUCUUAGCGGGCUUCAUUUCGAUAUGAAGCCAUCUGAUUUCCAAUUAGAAAUAAAAGAAAAAAGAAUUAUGUGGAAUGGUAAAAGCUUUGGUAGGGAGAAUACUUUUGAUAUUGAAAUCGAGCUGGGUUGUGAGAUGAUUCCUGAAUUUGUGAGGCAUUUUGAUAUUUAG